Schistosoma turkestanicum is the source of this 813-nucleotide messenger RNA. Lineage: Eukaryota; Metazoa; Platyhelminthes; Trematoda; Strigeidida; Schistosomatidae. The record is from the annotation of a GenBank genome assembly.
GAUAGUUUGGGAUGAUCGUCUUAAACAAUGGAUUGAUGUGAAUGAUCCUGACGGUGUUAAUGAUUUGAACAAAAUACCACCGCCUCCUUUGGCACCUUCAUCGUCAACAUCAACAUCAUCGCCCUCAUCGUUUGUUAUGCCAAGAACUGAUGAAAAUCUUAUGAAUGCUCCUCCCAAUUAUCAUCAACAAUCAGCCCCCAUCAUGUCAGGACCGAUUGCAUCACGUUCGAGUAUGCGUCGAUCACGUUAUGUAAAUAUCAUGGCUAAUGAAACUAUCCAAUCAUCAUCACCGCUGGAGCCUCCUCCAUUUCCAAAGACACCAACAAACAGCUAAUAGGAAUAAUAAUAAAUGAUGACUGAUUCAUUUGUUUUAUUGUGUGCGUGUGUGUGCGUGUAAUUUCUGUUUAUAUUUUUAUGAUUAGAAAUCACUUCUCGUCCGACAACUUGUUGCAAUAAAAAUUCACCUCUCUCUCUGUGUGUGUGUAUACCGAUCAAUCAAUAAAUCAAUCAACCAAUCAUGUUUUUUUCCAAUCGGAACACAAUUAAUUAUCAAUGAUCAUACAAAAUCGGUGUAUGGACAUGAAUUAUUUAUUAUAUGUGAGAGAAAGAAAAUGUACUACUACUCUCUCUUCUCUCUCCAACCACAAAAAAAUAAUUAUCUACACAUACUACUUAAUAAUACUAAUAUGGCUUGUCUUAAUUUAUUGAUUUUUCUCAUUUAAUUUUUUUUUAAAAACAGAAAAAAAUAUUCUUUGUUUUUCUAUUUCAUAGGUGUUAUUCAAUGAGUGAAUUUUUUUGUUUUAAUCAUCCCUA